CCAUCAUUCACCACAUCCCGUCCUUGAUUUAUGCUGACAGUGGAACCCCAACGCUAGGAAAGGACGAUAUGCCGAUUCGCUGCAUCAACACCGGGAAGAACUACGUCUUUUGCUGCCAGUUCAGGAAGGAGGCAGGUGUACGGGAGAGGGUCAUCGACAUCCGGAGGUGCGUUAUCGCUCUCAAGCACUACGAAGAGCGCCGAAAGGGCGCGCGCUAAGUGUGUGGAAAAGGGGUGCAUGUGCCUGUGUGGGGUUCGUCGGGGCUGAUUUCUGCUAUUACUACACCAAAGAUUUGAACGACUAGAAAGACUGGAAGGGCCAGCUCUCACAGGCAAUUCACCGAGGUGGUAUGGCAACAAGAUGCCCUCCUUGGGCAACCUCGACGUCGAAUUGAAGAACGUGUUAUCAGUGAUAGUAGGACUAACUUGGGGUAUUGUCUUCAAGAUGACGAGUCUACCACGACCUUCACGGUGUCGUACAGCCUUUCGUCUUCCGGUUCUUGCUCUCCUUCCUUUUCUCGCCUGGUCUUUUAUAAGAGCCUCGGCGAGGAUCUUCUGUCACAUACGAC
This is a messenger RNA of Sodiomyces alkalinus F11, 568 nucleotides long. RefSeq lists its product as hypothetical. The record is from RefSeq and is a predicted model, not a curated record. The annotation marks the transcript as partial. The transcript has a single exon. NCBI's taxonomy places the organism in Eukaryota, Fungi, Ascomycota, Sordariomycetes, Glomerellales, Plectosphaerellaceae.